Symbiodinium sp. CCMP2456 is the source of this 594-nucleotide messenger RNA. Lineage: Eukaryota; Dinophyceae; Suessiales; Symbiodiniaceae. The record is from the annotation of a GenBank genome assembly.
AUGUCUCCUAUGAAGAUCAUCCUGGAGAUGGAGAUUGGAAUUACAGGUGGUGUAGAAGACGGGGUGGACAACACUGGAGCCGCAAAGGAGAAGCUGUACUCAACCCCCGAGGACGUGUGGGCAGUCUAUGCAGGUCUGAAUCCCAUCUCGCCCAUGUUCACGAUUGCAGCCGCUUUUGGCAACGUCCAUGGAGUCUACAAGGCCGGCAAUGUGGUCUUGAAGCCAGAACUGCUGGCUGACUGCCAGAAGUAUGCCAGCGAGAAAUUAAAGGCAGAGGGCAAGGACAUUGCGAAGCCACUCAACUUUGUUUUCCAUGGUGGCUCUGGAUCCGAGAAGCAUCACAUCACAACUGCGCUCAAUGCUGGGGUUGUGAAGAUGAACGUGGACACCGACACUCAGUGGGCAUACUGGGAAGGCUUGCUGAAGUUCUACAAGGCCAAAGAGGGCUACCUCCAGGGUCAGAUCGGCAAUCCCGAGGGCGAGGACAAGCCGAACAAGAGCUACUACGACCCUCGUAAGUGGAUCCGCGAGUGCGAAAUGACCAUGGUCAGCCGCGUCAAAGAGAGCUGUGCUGAUCUGGCGAACACGAACUGA